AUGAGUGAGAAGAAAAUUAAGGAAAGGGUUAAGAAGCGGGAGCGCAUUAUCGCUUCAUUAAAGCGACACGUUCAAUUUCUGGAUAAUUUCGAUCCAAGUAUUCACAUGGGGGAAGUUCAGUCAAGACUGGACAAAAUAGAGGCAAAAUUUGGCGAAUUCGAAGAAAUUCAGGACGAUAUCGCUGAGCUGGAUGAAAAGGACGUUUAUGAAGAGGACUGUAACGAAUCAUAUACGGAAUUCGAGAAGCUGUACUACGGACUAAGGGCAGCCCUGCUGGAGAAGUUACCACGAGAAACGGAGGUUCCAGAUUUGAACAACACUAUCGUUAGAAACAAUCACGCUGUAGGAGCACACGCUGGAGUACGACUGCCGCAGAUUUCAUUACCGGAGUUCAACGGUGACUAUAAAGGGUGGUUGUCUUUUAAAUCAACAUUCGUGUCACUAAUUCGUGAGUCGGAGGACCUUAAUGAAGUUCAGAAGUUCCACUAUCUCAAGUCAGCACUAAAAGGGGAAGCGGCCAAACUCAUCGAGUCGCUCGCAUUAACAAACGAUAAUUAUGCGAUUGCGUGGAAUACGAUCGCGAAGCGGUAUUCUAAUGAGUACCUCCUGAAGAAAAGACAUUUGCAGGCGCUCAUGGAGUACCCAAAGGUGGAGAAGGAGUCAUCAUCAGCGAUUCAUACUCUGGUCGACGAAUUUGAACAAAGGUUAAAGAUUCUGGAUCAGCUAGGGGAGAAGACUGAACAUUGGGGUGCAAUGAUAGUGCACUGGAUGUGCUCCAAAUUGGAUGUGAAAACGCUUCAGCUGUGGGAGGAUCAUGCGGCUUCAACGAAGGACCCGACAUUCACGAUUUUGGUGACUUUUCUGGAGAAGCAGACAAGGGUGUUGGAAGCUGUUUCCUCGAACGUCGAGGUGAAAGGCAAUUUGUUACAGAAGCUGGAAGUUAGACGUCCAAGGGUCGUAGUUCAUUCCGCUACCGACAAUGACAAGAAAGGUUUAGUCUGCUGUUGUUGUGGGGAUUCGCAUAUACUAGGACGAUGUAGCAAAUUCAAGGCGAAGUUACAGUUCGUGAACAGUGACGGAUUUUCUUCGAACAAUGGCGGUAUCGGAAAUAAUAACAAACCGGUUGGCAAAUGGGAAAAUAAACAUAACGACAAGACGUUAGCAACAAAUUUGGCAACUAACGAGGUUAAAUCUGAGUACGAGGAAGAAGGAAUUGACGAUCAAGAAGCUGUUGGAUCAUACAACGUAGGAACCAAAGGCGGUAUCAUUUCAAGUGUAUUUUUAUCUACGGUUGUUCUGGUCAUACGGGCCCAAUACGGAGGGAAACAGUUGGCACGAGCAUUGCUUGACAGCGGUUCACAAGCAAACAUUAUGAGCGAACGACUAUGUCAGAUACUUGGCCUGAAGCGACGUACGAUAAACGUACCGAUUAGUCGUAUUUGUCACUCGGAAACACGAGCGAGAUUCUUGGUAACCAGUACUAUCAGUUCAAGAGUACAGGAUUUUUCAAUGAGGAUGGAAUUUCUGGUUCUCCGAAAGGUUACGUCGGAGCUGCCAUCGGCACAUAUACCGGUGGCACAUUGGAAGAUUCCAAAUGGUAUUCAGUUGGCUGAUCCGAAUUUCAACGUUAGUAGUCGGAUCGAUCUUCUCAUUGGAGCAGAGCACUUUUAUCGAAUAUUGUACGAGAAAGAGAUGAAACGGAUGACGUUGGGACCGGAGCUGCCUAUGCUAAUCAAUUCAGCAUUCGGUUGGAUCGUUACAGGAAAGGUUUCUGAUGCGCGAAGUAACGUGGUUGGGAGCGUGGGAGCGGCUUGGUCAAAAGAGGAACAAGAUAGUUCUGCCAUCAAACAUUUAACAACAGUAACAACACACGGGCGACAACGGCAGGGAGCAACGAAUUUACGAUACUUUUUUAGGACAUACCAAAACGAAGAGGACGACGCCGCGCCGUGCAAGACGAAGGAGAAAUAUACGUGGGUGAAAGCGGAAACCGCUUUCCCGCGUAUUGGAAGAUCAAAGCUUGGCUGA
Toxorhynchites rutilus septentrionalis is the source of this 2028-nucleotide messenger RNA. RefSeq lists its product as uncharacterized. Bases 1 to 2028 code for a protein of 675 amino acids. Lineage: Eukaryota; Metazoa; Arthropoda; Insecta; Diptera; Culicidae. The transcript is spliced from 4 exons. The record is from RefSeq and is a predicted model, not a curated record.